UUUCAUAUAUAUAUAUAUAUAUAUAUACACAUUUGUACAAAAGUUAUAUCAUAUCCUCAAGAUAAUUAUUUUGUUAUGGCUCCAGAUAGAGAUACCCUAAUGGCUUCCUACAAUGUUGCUAAAAACACUCAAGCAGCCAAUCUCCAAAAGCCCUCUAGGUUGUCGAUGGACACGUUACAAAGGACGAUAUCCGACAUCUCCUUUGAGCUAAGCAAAGAAGUAGAUGAUGUUGUUUCUGAUCACUUGAAGCUUCCUCCUAUUUCGGAAGUUGAAGAUGCAAAGUGCGAGUGUUGUGGGAUGUCCGAGGAAUGUACACCCGAGUACAUUGCUCGUGUUCGUGACAAGUUUCUAGGAAAGUUGAUAUGUGGGUUAUGUUCGGAAGCGGUUAAGGAAGAGAUGGAGAAAAGUGGUGGAAAGAUAGAGGAGGCGUUGAGUGAACACACUAGCGUUUGUGUGCGGUUUAAUAGGUUUGAUAGGACGAAUCCUGUGUUGUUUCAAGCCGCGGCAAUGAAGGAGAUGUUGAAAAAGAAUUCGAGGUUGGAUGGAGGUGGUAAUAGGGCUAAAUCGCUUAGCCCUAGAGAUCAAAAGAGAGGUUAUGGUAAUGUAACUAAGGGUGGACUUACCAGGAGUUCAAGUUGCAUACCUUCCAUUACAAAGGAGAUUAAUGACCGAAAGGUCAUGAAAUGAUCGAUCGAGCAGCCUGCAGCUUUCGAUCGAUACAUUUUCAUACAACGUCGUUUCCAUCAGAAUACAUACAAACUACUCUUUUUAGUUAGUUGCCAAUCUUUAUAUUAAUUUCCACAAGUGACUGCGAUAACUACUAGCGUAGAUUUUUAUCCAUAGCUAGAUCGAUAUCUUUGUGUACAUCGUGACCUCCUUUGAUUGUUUGAUCUAGCUAGUACAUAUUGUAAGGUUCUUAAUUAGUGAUGUAAAUUAACAUAUAAUAAAUUCUCCUUUUCGAUCUUUGGC
Messenger RNA from Erigeron canadensis, 969 nucleotides. RefSeq lists its product as uncharacterized. The transcript has a single exon. The record is from RefSeq and is a predicted model, not a curated record. Bases 76 to 687 code for a protein of 203 amino acids. NCBI's taxonomy places the organism in Eukaryota, Viridiplantae, Streptophyta, Magnoliopsida, Asterales, Asteraceae.